CAUGAUUGUCCAAUCAAAGAACUUUGGCAGGCCUUUCAUUAUUAUUGGUUCAGUAUACUUCAAAGUUCAAUCAAAAUAUCGUGUCAACAAGUCGUACAUGUAUUUAGUGAUAUAACUAACAGUAAAUCCCGGGCAGUAAAUAUGUCCAAUGGCGAGUGCAGAGUACAAACAAAAACAACAUGAACAUUUAUAUAAAGUAUUGAUGAUCGGGGAAUUUGGUGUUGGAAAAACAUCUCUAAUCAAGCGCUACACAGAAGGGACAUUUUCCCCUAACUACAAGCUAACUAUUGGUGUUGACUUUGCAGUAAAGAAUAUUCAAUGGAACGAACACACAAAAAUCAACAUGCAAUUGUGGGAUAUUGCAGGGCAUGAACGAUUUGGGCAUAUGACAAGAGUAUACUACAAAUAUGCUAUAGCAGCAGUGAUUGUCUUUGACUUGGCAAGACAGGCGACAUUUGAUGCAGUAGUAAAGUGGUUAGAUGAUGUACACUCUAAAGUGGUGCUGAUGAACGAGGAACCUGUGCCAUGUUUACUUUUAGCCAAUAAGUUUGAUUUGGAAGAAAUCUCAUUAAAUCCGGAUCAUCUGGAUAACUUUUGUAAGAAGCAUAAUAUUAUAGGAUGGUUCCCAACCUCGGCUAAGAUGGGGAUUGGAUUAGAGGAGGCUAUGAACCACUUAAUCAAACACAUAGUGAAACUGGAAGAGAGAAUGAAUGAUAUGAAGAUGAGGCCAAUAGAGGGCGUUGAUGCAAUCACAAUUAUGGAGGACAAUAAUGGUGGUGAUGAUGAUGAUAUACCAAAGAAAAGAUGCUGUGAUAUAUAACACAUGUUAAGGCAUUGUCACCUGACAUAAUAGCUUUCAUUUGGUUUGUACACUGUGAUUCAAGGCGUUUUAAAAAUACUUGUUCACAAAGAAAUUUUAUAGCAUUUUUUAUCUUUUAAACCGUUCACAAGGGAGAAUGGGGACUGGACUAGCAAUUAACAAAAUGGAUUUCAUAAAGGAGUUGGUGCAACUUUUGAGACGGUCCCUUGUUGAUAGAUAGCACAGCUUUCUAUUUAAAUGCUUAAUGCUUAAUACAUUGUGCACGGUGUUACAACAUACAUUGUAAGCAUGAUAUUCCAAGACAGUAUUCAAUGGCAUCUUUUACAUUUAAAAUGUACCCCAAUUCAGAAAUACAAUAUUUACUCAAAAUAAAAUACUAAGGUGAAUUGUUUAAAUAUCAGUAUUGUAGACUACCAGUAACCCCUGAGAUAGCAAUAUUACAUGAGCAUAAUUUAAAGCACUGCAUGAAAUGAAUGAUGUCUGUACCCUGUGCACACACCAUGUACAUACCAUGCAAAACGUCGUGACAAUCUGAGGUUCAGUAUAUAUGUAUUAAACAUCAACAUUAUACUCAGUUUAUAUUAAUUUUUAUAUUUUAUAAUGACACUUUUCAUUAUAAAACAUUGUUCACAUUAAUU
Messenger RNA from Owenia fusiformis, 1458 nucleotides. The record is from the annotation of a GenBank genome assembly. NCBI's taxonomy places the organism in Eukaryota, Metazoa, Annelida, Polychaeta, Sabellida, Oweniidae.